ACUGUAUCUUGGCUGGAACAGAAGGAGCAAGAAAGAGCAGACCCCUCUUACUCUGUAGCAGGUCCAUGGCAGCCCACGGUUAUCUCCUUUUCCUUGCAAAGUUUCAGACAAAGGGAGUGUUUCCCCAGGAAGUGUUCUUCACUGUCUGGCAGAAGAGGAAUCUUUCACCUUGGAAAAUGAAGAUGUUGUUGCCAUGGGAACUCUUAAUCCUUCUGUCACUCAAAGAGUGCCUUGCCGAGAACGCCCGGCACGGUCCUGUCUUCACCCAGGAGCCCAGUGACAGUAUUUUCCCUAUGAGCUCUGGCGACAAGUUGGUGUUUAUUAACUGCAAAGCGAAGGGUAACCCACCUCCACAAUAUAGGUGGAAAGUGGAUGGGAGGGAUGUAGACACAGACUCAGAUCCAAGCUACAGCCUUGUUGAAGGGAACCUGGUGAUCCAUAAUCCUCAUUUCAUCAAUCAUGGUGGAGUCUAUCAGUGCAUCGCUACAAAUGCUUUUGGAACUAUCGUCAGCAGGGAGGCCAAAGUCCAGUUUGCAUAUCUACAGAACUUCAGCCAAAAGCCACGAAACACAGUGACAGUCAGAGAGGGUCAAGCUGUGGUUCUCCUCUGUGGCCCGCCACCCCAUUAUGGAGAAAUAAAAUAUUCCUGGGUUUUCAACAGCCAGCAAAGCUUCCUGCAGCAGGACACCCGUCGCUUCAUCUCUCAGAGGACCGGCAAUUUGUAUAUAGCCAAAGUUGAAGCCUCAGAUGCGGGGAAUUAUACGUGUGCAGUAAGAAACAUGAUGACCAAUGCCACGGUGUUCGGCUCCCCAACCCCUGUGGUGGUGCGGGGAGACGUGCUGAUGGGUGAAUAUGAGCCGAAGAUUGAAGUCCAGUUUCCAGACACCCUUUAUGUUUUAAAAGGAUCAUCAGUCAAGCUGGAAUGCUUCGCCUUAGGAAACCCUGUGCCCACAAUCUCCUGGAGGAGAGCUGAUGGAAAUCCACUCCCUGGGAAGAUUAAAAUCAACCACUCCACUGGGGAUCUGGAAAUUCCCUAUUUUCGCCCAGAGGAUGCCGGCAUGUAUGAAUGUGUUGCUGAGAACAGCAGAGGGCGGAAUGUAGCCAGAGGGCAGCUUAUAUUCCAAAACAUUGAACAUCUUCAGUGGACCCAGAUACUAAAAGAUGCCCAUAUGGCCAUUGAUGCUAAUCUGCAGUGGGAGUGCAAAGCAAUUGGUAAACCUAAACCUAGAUAUCGAUGGUUAAAAAAUGGUCAUCCACUGACAGUGAAGGAGAGAGUUCAUGUUGAAGCUGGCAAACUGACAAUUUCCACAAUUAGAUUGUCAGACUCUGGGAUGUAUCAAUGUGUGGCAGAGAAUGAAUAUGGAUCUCUGUAUGCAAGUGCAGAGCUUAAGGUUGUAGCCUUGCCUCCUGACUUUACCCACCGGCCUGUGAAAAAGUCCACUGUUAUCCAGAGAGGGGGAGAGGUGGUGUUAGAGUGUAGGCCAAAUGCUUCACCCAGAGCCAUGAUUUCCUGGUGGAGAAGAGGCAAGCUUCUGAGGAAUAGUAAGAGACAGAUAAUCCUGGAGGACGGCACUCUACGCAUCACCAACAUCUCGAAAUCUGACGAGGGAAGUUACACAUGUGUGGCCAGAAACCACUUUGGAGCCUCCAGCAGCACAGGAGCUCUGGUAGUGAAAGAACCAACCAGGGUCAUUGUUCCACCUUUAAGCUCAGAUGCUAGUGUGGGACAGAGCCUUGUCCUACCCUGCGAGGUAUCCAGUGACUCAUCCCUGAGCCCCGUUUUCAAAUGGUUUUUCAACGGCAAAGCCAUAGACUUCAGCAGGCAGGAACACUUUGAGAUCAUUGGAGCGGGAUUUUCAGGUGACCUGAUGGUGAGGAACAUCCAGCUAAGGCACUCUGGAAAGUAUGUAUGUAUGGUGCACACUGAGAUCGACACCGUUUCAGCAGCAGCAGAACUAACUGUAAGAGGACCUCCUGGUGCCCCAGAGAGCCCAGUGGUGUCCAGUAUUACCGACACCACAGUGCAGCUUUCCUGGGGCUCUGGACCAGACAACCACAGUCCCAUCACCAUGUACAUUGUGCAAGCUCGGACCCCCUUCUCUGUUGGUUGGCAGACUGUGAGGACAGUUCCAGAUCCUGUGCCUGGACAGAUGAUGCAUGCUACUGUGAAAGAUUUGAGCCCCUGGGUGGAAUACCAAUUCAGGGUGCUGGCAAUAAACAGUGUUGGUGUUGGAGAACCCAGCAUACCGUCAGAGCAGAUACGAACUAAAGCGGCAGCACCCAAGGUUGCACCAGUUAAUGUGAGUGGCGGCGGGGGAGCUCGAGGAGAGCUUGUCAUUACGUGGGAGCCAGUACCAGAGGAACAGCAGGGUGGAGAGGAAUUUGGCUAUCUUAUAGCUUUCCGCCCACUCGGCAGCAGCACCUGGAUCAAGACAGUGUUGGCUUCAGCAGAUGUGUCCAGAUAUGUGUACAGAAAUGAUAGCAUUGCACCACUGUCCCCGUUUGAAGCUACUGUGGGUGUGUACAACAGCAUAGGAGAGGGGCCGUUCAGUCGUAUUGUAAAAGUGCUCACUGCAGAGGAAGAGCCAUCUGUGGCCCCGUCUGGGGUAUGGGCUCGGUCUGUGUCUGCCUCUGAAGUUGAGGUUUACUGGGAACCAGUUCUGUCCAGGUCAACCACUGAGAAGAUCAUAGGAUAUGAGGUUGUCUUUUGGAAGGAAAGUUCUCAGCAGACUGAGGCAGACAGAGUGAGAGUUACCAACUGCACAGCUCUGCUCUCCGGUUUGACAAGCAGUACAGUCUACCUGAUCUCAGUCAGAGCCCAGAACAGUGCCGGAUUUGGACCAUCCAGCCCUUCUUUCACUGUCACCACCAAGAAACCACCGCCAAGUCAGCCUCCCGGAGCCAUUGAGUGGAACCUGACCAACUCAAAGAUCUUUUUAAAAUGGGAGCACGUCAAGGCAUUGCAGAAUGAAUCAAAGGUGACGGGAUACAAGGUUAUGUAUCGCCAGAGUUGGCAUGGCAGGACUACCAUACUGGGAACCAAUAAGACCAGCAUCGAGCUGCAGGUCCCUUUUGGAGAGGACUAUAUAAUUGAAAUUACAGCUCUUACUGAGGGCGGAGAUGGCAUCAGCAGUGGCCCCAUUCAUAUACCAAAGAUGUCCAGUCUGAACUCAAAAGGAUGUGUGGGCUCAAUUCCAGCUGAGAUGAGCUAUUUCACGCUCUUUCUUCUUUAUUUAAUAGUGCAUCUACUGAUACCUUUAUAUUUAAUAUAAAAACUGUGGAUAUUUUCUUCUACAUGUGAGUUUUGUUGCAAAAACUACUUCGACUAUAAAAUAUUUUAGUCAUGGGUUAUAAAACAACUGAAAAUGGAUUUGUAGAACCAUGGUAAAAUGUUAUCAAAUGCCCACAAAGUGCCACUCUUAGACAACAGUAAAAAAUAUUCUCUCACUUGGCUGCAACACUGCAGAAUGCAUAAAUUUGUUAAACCUGAAGAGCAGCCCUUCUUUCCUUUUACUGAUGGAGGAAUUCAAGCACAAGUCCAUGUCCUAGCCUCCCUUUUUAUGUCUCAGUGUGCACCACCUAUUCAGUCAGUUUUGAUAUAAAAUGUCUACCUUUGUGCAAAACAUAGUCCUCUCAACCAGCAGUUUGACAGAAGGUUUUGCUCAAACUGAUAUUAUCAAUUCCAAAUGUGUUGAUUUCAAAGUUUAUGGUAAGACAAAAGUCAACACAAUUUUCUUGCCAGUUUGGAGCAGCAAUUGUUCUCUGAGUGUUCAGCAUCCAAUCCAAAGGAUAAUAGUUUUGUAAAUUAAACCACUGCAGGUUGAAUACAAAACAACUACUGUACUUGGUCAGCUUUUUCAAUUUUUUUUUUAUAUUUUCUUACAUGGUGCAGCUUUACCUCUGCCAAAGAAGUUAUGUUUGUAGUCAGUUUGUGUGUUUGUCUAUCCGUCUGUGUACAGGAUAACUUUAAAAGUUAUAAACAGAAUGAUAAAAAAUUUUUGUCCAAGGUACAACCUCUUAAAUUUUGAUGAUGAUCCACAAUAUAAUCCUGAUUCAGGAAUUUUUGAAAUAAUCCUUUAGCAUUAUUUGGCAAAACAAGCAAUGUCCUCCUUAACCAGAGAUUUGCAGCAGUGACUAUUUACAGCUUCAGCAUCAGACUCAAAAUAGUUGUGAUUCAUUAUGCUA
Molecule: messenger RNA, 4185 nt
Organism: Cyprinodon variegatus (sheepshead minnow)
Lineage: Eukaryota; Metazoa; Chordata; Actinopteri; Cyprinodontiformes; Cyprinodontidae
Product: contactin-4-like
Exons: 24
Coding region: 66-3272 (1068 amino acids)
Biological process (GO): cell-cell adhesion; brain development
Molecular function (GO): cell-cell adhesion mediator activity
Source: RefSeq, a predicted model, not a curated record